Messenger RNA from Bombus huntii, 2856 nucleotides. RefSeq names its product vascular endothelial growth factor receptor 3-like. NCBI's taxonomy places the organism in Eukaryota, Metazoa, Arthropoda, Insecta, Hymenoptera, Apidae. Gene Ontology annotation, biological process: multicellular organism development; protein phosphorylation; cell surface receptor protein tyrosine kinase signaling pathway. Gene Ontology annotation, cellular component: signaling receptor complex. The transcript is spliced from 8 exons. The record is from RefSeq and is a predicted model, not a curated record. Gene Ontology annotation, molecular function: transmembrane receptor protein tyrosine kinase activity; ATP binding.
UGUUCAAAUAAAAAAUUAAUCCGUUUUCUAAUAAAUAUCUAUAGAUCAUGGAUUUAUAAUUGUUACUUUUCGUUUAUCACUUAUCCAACUUUCUUGUCGAUUUAUUGAAUUUGCUAUAGAUAAUAAAUAUCGUUGCAGUACAUACAUACAUCCGUUGGUUUCUUAAAUUAUUCUGAACAAUUAUAUACCAGGCAAUAAAUGAAAAAGAAAAUAAAAAUAAAGAUUAUGUACCAAUUAUCAGCGUUGUCUAUAAUCUUUUAUUUUUUGUCUUGAUAUACUUGAUGCACUUUCAGAAAUUUCGGUACCAUUUUAAAAUAUAUACACUUUAAAUCACCCAAACUUUUAAUACGCACGUAUCACCAUAUCUUUUUAUUUAUCACGAGGCGUAUCGUUAUAUCGCAUACUUGAAAAUUGUAUGUACUUCUUGCUACAAGAGAGAUUAUCAGAUAAAUUGUUUAAUGAUAAUACUAUGUUCAUUCUGUAAAAGAAGAUAACUUUUAUAAUAUACUGUCCGGUAUUUGAUUCCACGAUUAUGUAUAGUGCGAUAAUUUAAUUACUCGUGAUCAAAUUCAUUCGAAAAUGAAAUGUCGGUAGGAAUGCAAUCGUUGUUAAUAUAUAGUACGCUUGUUUCAUUUUAUUUAUGUAAUGGAAGCUAUGCGGGAGAUACGAGCGAAUUUGUUGGUAGUGUGCGAAACUUGAGUGUGACAGUUUUACAAGAUCCGAAAUAUGUAGGAAAGCAAAAUGCAUAUAAAUAUUUAAGAUUGAAUAUAUCUUGGUUACCACCAGACAGCGCUAGGCAGCCUUCCUCUUACAGUGUUAUAGUCACAGGCAUACCAAUAAGGGAGAGAACAAGUAUCACAGAAUGUCCACAAGGAUCACUUUUCUUUAUAUUGAAAGACAGUACCAAACAUAAUGUAGUGCUCCCUGAAUACAACGAUUUAUUUGAUAUUGCAGAUCUGUAUAUACAACUCAAUUGUUCUUACAAGGUGCAAGUCCUGGCAAAUCCAAGGUCAAAAUAUAUAGUAAAUACACCUGAAGUUCUGUAUACAGUUCCUGAAUGUAUAGAUCAUUUAUGCAGUUGUGUUAAUGCCAAAAAAACACUGCCGAUUCCAAAAGUAAACAUUUCUCAAAAAGAAAAUGAAAUUGUCGUAACUUGGAGCGCAACUUCUAACACAUCCAAUAUUCAGUAUUAUACAAUUAGCAUUGGUGUACCAAUCUUUAUAUCAAAGAAAGGACUGCCAGUUUAUAAUAUGACAAAACUAGUACAAGUACCUGUAGAUAAAACUGUAUUUUCAUGGGAUUUAAAAGUCAAUAAUCAGUAUAUAGAAAUUAAAGAUGGUUAUAAAAUAGCAGUUAAUGCUGUUAAUCGUCAUGGAUGCUCUGGACUAGAGGGAGAUAUUAUUAUACAUUUCAUAUCAUCAGCUAAUCGCAAUAUAUGGUUUAUACUAAUUGGAAUACUAACCAUUUGUAUUCUAUUUGGAAUUGUAAGUUUCUUAUUGUAUCGUAACUAUAAUUUCUUUAUGAUACAUAACAGCAAUAAGUCUGGAAUAUGCACAAUUUCUGAAUGUAAAUGUAAAUGGACAAAAGCAAUACUACAGAAGUUCAACAUUUUGUAUAUUAAAUACGAAUCAGAGGAAGAAUAUAUGGAAGGGACAGAUAAUUUGAAAGUGGCAUUCAAAAAUGUAAAAUUAAUACGUGAGCUGGGUACUGGACAGUUUGGAAAAGUAUAUCUUGGUCAGUUAGAUGAUAAAAACAAUACUUCAGUUGCUGUAAAAAUGUCUCAACAAAUAGAUAUAUCCAAUAAUUCUGAAACCCAGCAGGAAUUUAUAAAAGAAAUUGAAAUAAUGAGAAUGGCUGGAAAUCAUCCUCAUUUAGUAAGCCUCAUAGGUUACUGUAUUAAACCUACACAACCAACAUGUAUCCUGCUUGAAUAUAUGCAAGGUGGAGAUCUAUUAACUUACUUGCAUGAUCAAAGAAAGCAACAAAAGAAGAAAUUGAUGUUUCAGAAAGUAAGUAGUUUAUUGGCUUAUUGUAGCUUCGAGAGCUUAAAAUGCUUGAUAUAAUCUUAAUUUUCAGCUUUGUAUUCUAUGUGUUCUACGAUACGGAACACAAUGAAUAGUUACAAAUCUGGGCAAUAUAUGAAUAUUAUCAACAAUUGUAAAGAAGAAACAGAAUAUAGAAAAGAAAAUUGGAUUGGUAGAAUAAAAGGACGUCAAUUUCUAAAAUUUGCCACAGAAAUUGCUAUGGGCAUGGAGCACUUGGAAGCUAAAGGAAUUACUCAUAGAGAUCUUGCAGCAAGAAAUAUUCUUCUUAGCGCAGAUUUCACUGCCAAGAUUUCCGACUUUGGGCUUUCUCGCAAUAGUGCAUACGUGAUAAAAAAUACUGAGAAAAAAAUACGUCAUCUUCCAAUUAGAUGGAUGUCUCCAGAAGCUUUGCAUAACUUAGCCUUCUCUUCAAAAAGUGAUGUAUGGUCUUAUGGAGUGGUACUUUGGGAAAUUAGUACAUUAGGUGCGUUUCCUUAUGCAAAUGUACAAGAUGAUCGCCUAUUUCGUUAUAUUGUUCACGAGAACGGUCGUUUAGAGCAACCAGACAAUGUUUCUUCGAACAUUUACAAAUUAAUGCAUUCUUGUUGGGCUACAGAGUGUGAGAACAGACCAAAUUUUACGCAGUUGCUCUCCGAACUACGAAUUCUAACCUCACAUUCCAACAAUUCUUUCUGGACAAUGUCUAAUCCCUGUUACGCAUUACCAUUCUCAGACAAUAUUGCAUAACAUAAUUUGUUUUUUAAAUAUUCAAAAGAACAAAUAUUCCGAAAAAUGAAAAAUAUUAUUUAUGUAAAAAGAAGAAAUUAAUGUU